Messenger RNA from Microplitis demolitor, 1279 nucleotides. Its product is annotated as zwei Ig domain protein zig-8. Lineage: Eukaryota; Metazoa; Arthropoda; Insecta; Hymenoptera; Braconidae. Gene Ontology annotation, cellular component: neuron projection membrane. The record is from RefSeq and is a predicted model, not a curated record. Bases 236 to 1279 code for a protein of 347 amino acids. Gene Ontology annotation, biological process: synapse organization. The transcript has 8 exons.
UAACAUUCAAACGUUAUACCAUUCACAACUUUUUAUAUUCCGUCUACUUGUUAUCUUAAAUUUAUAGACAAUUUUUUGUUUUCUAUCACAUCAUUAUUAUUGUCUAAAUUAUUUAUUUUCUUAAAUUUACAGUGUUAACUCUAGAAUUAUUUUACUGAUUACAUUUAAGUAUGUAAUUGUGUGGAAAAAGAUCAAAAGAAAAAUUAAUAACAGGGGAUGCAAAAAUUGAAGGAGGAUGUCACUGGGUUCAGUUUGGGAGUUACGAUUAUUUUCAGUACUUGCAAUAACGACAAUAGUAAUUGCAAAUUAUCAUCAACGUCAUCGCGAUAACUCGACCCAACGUACCUUUCAACGAAUUGGUGGUGUUCAUAAAACUAAAUAUAAUUUUUCACUUGUACAAACACAGAUAAAUGCUCAUCUCCCGCCACUGCGAGUACCUCGUUUGCGACAUCACCAUGUAAACCACUGGGAUCCAUAUUUUGAAAAUGAUGAGGGUCAAGAGAUCAACGGCCCAGUACACGUAGCACUACAUCUGGGAGCUACGGCAAUGCUAGAUUGUCGAGUUGUAAUGCUUGCUGAUAAAACGGUAAUGUGGACACGUCAAGAUCAAGAUGGUCCAUUUUUACUCACUGUUGGACAAGAUGUACACAUUUCAGAUCCACGUUACAGUAUUCAUUUUCGUUAUCCAAAUAAUUUUCGUCUAUCGAUAGCUGCUGUUAGGAGAGAGGAUUAUGGACAGUAUGCAUGCCAGAUUAAUACUCAUCCACCAAGAACACUAAUUACCAAUGUUACUAUACUAGCGCCAAAUAUUAAAAUAAUUGAUGAAGGAGGACAUGAGUUACGAGAUCGUUAUUAUAAAACAGGAAGUGGAAUCGAAUUAGCUUGUAUCGUUCGACCAUCGCAAUCCAGUGCUAAUAUUCCUCUACCUAUAUGGCUCAAAGGUGGAAAAUCGCUACCGAAUUACGUUGAUGUUUACUACACCAAUGGUACAAAUGAUGAAAUAAUAGCCGGAAUACAAAUUGAAAGAGCUAAAAAAAGUGACAGCGAUGAGUAUUCAUGUUCUAUUGGUGAAUUUACCAGAGCCGUUGUACAGAUUCACGUUUUAAAUGGUGAAAAACAAGCUGCCGUUUAUCAUGAUCAACGGAAUACAGCAGCAGCAGCAGCAGCAGCAGCAGCAAUUCCAAACAUUGGAAUAAAAAGCAAUACAAAUAUUUAUGAUAAUAUUAAUUAUUAUUGUUAUAAAAAAUUUGGUAUGUCAUUGAUUGUAGUCAUGCACUAA